Messenger RNA from Brassica rapa (field mustard), 3180 nucleotides. Its product is annotated as histidine kinase 5. Lineage: Eukaryota; Viridiplantae; Streptophyta; Magnoliopsida; Brassicales; Brassicaceae. The record is from RefSeq and is a predicted model, not a curated record. Gene Ontology annotation, molecular function: histidine phosphotransfer kinase activity; phosphorelay sensor kinase activity. Gene Ontology annotation, biological process: phosphorelay signal transduction system; protein autophosphorylation. Gene Ontology annotation, cellular component: plasma membrane.
AAGAUUCUGGUUGAUUUAGAGUGUUUUGUUUCUUGUAUAAAGGAGGAACUCUGAUUAAAUGGUCUGCGAGAUGGAGACUGAUCAAAUCGAAGAGAUGGACGUCGAAGUCUUGUCUUCCAUGUGGCCCGAUGAUGUCGGAACCCAAGCAGACAACCAGUUCAACGUAGAGAAACCCGCAGGGGAUUCAGACACCUUGAAAGAAGUAGACAUCGCCGAGAAACGAACCAUGGCUGAUCUAAAACGUUUACCCGAACUCCUGAACACCACCGACCAAGGCUCCUCACAACUCACCAACCUCGUGAGACAAUGGGAGUACAUGCAAGACCACGCGGUUAGGCUUCUAAGAGAAGAGCUCAAGAUCCUCACCAGACAGAGAGAAGAAGCUGAGGCCAAGGAGCUUAAGAUCAUAGAGGAGCAUAACUUCGAGACCGAAGAGCCUGAGAACGUCCCCGUUUUGGAUGAGACCAGCCAUCUUUUCCGCAGGUUUAGGCAGAAGAAACGCGACGAGCUGGUGGACAGCAAGAGGGUUGUGAUCGAUGAGGAGUUCGACACGGUUGCGUAUUGGAAACAGAAGGCGUUGAGUUUGGAGAAGAUGCUUGAAGCGAGUACCGAGAGAGAGAGGAGGUUGAUUGAGAAGCUGAACGAGAGUUUGAAGACUAUGGAGAGUCACUCAGCACCGGUGGAAGAGCUGACUCAGAAUCUUAAGAGAGCUGAAGGGUUCUUGCAUUUCAUACUUCAGAAUGCACCUAUUGUUAUGGGUCAUCAGGAUAAAGAUCUACGUUACUUGUUCAUCUACAACAAGUUUCCUUCGUUACGAGAACAGGACAUUUUGGGCAAAACAGACGUGGAGAUAUUCCACGGAGGUGGAGUUAAAGAGUCUGAAGAUUUCAAGAGAGAGGUUCUUGAAAAAGGAAAAGCUUCAAAGAGAGAGAUCACAUUCGAGACAGAGUUAUUCGGAUCAAAGACGUUUUUGAUAUACGUUGAGCCUGUUUACAACAAAGCUCGCGAGAAAAUCGGUAUAAACUACAUGGGAAUGGAAGUAACUGAUCAGGUAAGGAAAAGAGAAAAAAUGGCUAAGCUCAGGGAAGACAACGCGGUGAGAAAAGCGAUGGAAUCAGAACUGACCAAGACCAUUCACAUCACAGAGGAGACUAUGAGAGCUAAGCAAAUGCUGGCGACAAUGUCUCAUGAGAUAAGAUCACCGUUGUCAGGAGUGGUGGGAAUGGCUGAGAUACUUUCUACUACAAAGCUGGAUAAAGAGCAAAGACAGUUGUUGAAUGUCAUGAUCUCUUCUGGUGAUUUGGUGCUUCAGCUGAUUAAUGAUAUUCUUGAUCUCUCCAAGGUUGAAUCAGGUGUGAUGAAGUUAGAAGCUACAAAGUUUAGGCCAAGAGAAGUGGUGAAGCAUGUGCUUCAGACAGCUGCUGCAUCGCUGAAGAAAGAUUUGACGUUAGAAGGAAACAUUGCAGAUGAAGUUCCUAUAUUGGUGGUUGGAGAUGUUCUAAGGAUCCGGCAGAUUCUCACCAACCUGAUCAGCAAUGCUAUCAAAUUUACACAUCGAGGAAAGGUUGGGAUCAAACUCAAAGUGAUAUCACAACCAUCCUUUGCUAGUGAUAAAGAACAAAACGAGACUUCGGUUUGGAUUUGCUGUGACGUUUAUGACACUGGAAUUGGAAUCCCAGAGAACGCUCUCCCUUGUUUGUUCAAGAAGUACAUGCAAGCAAGCGCUGAUCAUGCUCGCAAAUACGGUGGAACUGGUCUCGGUCUCGCCAUUUGUAAACAGCUGGUUGAGCUAAUGGGAGGUCAACUCACAGUGACAAGCCAAGUCAACUUAGGUUCAACGUUCACGUUCGUAUUACCAUACAAAGUUGCAACACCAGAUGAUCAUUCAGAUGAUCAAGAUGAGUUCUCUGACAUGGUUGAUCAUCAUCAACCAGAGCCAGACGACACAACCGAAGGAUACUUCCAGUUUAAACCCCUUCUAGGAUCUAUAUAUUCCAAUGGCGGACCGGUCAUGGGCAAUAACUUCUUACCUCACAAAGCUAUGCUCACUAGUCCUAUUAAGCUCAUCAACGGUUCUGUCGCCGAUCCUUCUAACAGCAGUGGACAAAGCCAGACGGUUCAGGUUGAAAAUGGUGGUUAUAUGGAUGAAUCUGAGUCGGCUCAUCAAUAUGGCAAUGGGAAUGGUCAUCGAUGUUCCUCCAAGGAAAGUGAAUCUUGUAGCAGUUCACAAGCUAGCUCAGAAAUGGAGUCAGAGCUCACAGUUUCAUCUCCUAGGGAAGAGGAAAAAACUGAGACGGAGGUCAAAGAGACAUCACAGCCAAAGAUUUUGCUUGUGGAAGAUAACAAAAUCAACAUCAUGGUUGCCAAGUCGAUGAUGAAGCAACUAGGCUAUACCAUGGACAUUGCCAAUAACGGAGUUGAAGCCAUAAACGCUGUUAAAGACACUAGCUACGACUUGGUACUCAUGGUAAGUCAACUUGUAAGUUCACUUAAUUUGAAAAAAAGGCUUAUAAAAGAAUUUUGGGGUUCACAGGAUGUGUGCAUGCCAGUUAUGGAUGGUUUAAAAGCUACAAGACUGAUCCGUUCAUACGAAGAAUCUGGGAACUGGGAUGCUGCAAUAGAAGCAGGAGUUGAUAUAAAGACAUCAGAGAGUGAGCAAGGCUGUGAGCGUUCCACUGACCGGCUGCCUAUAGUCGCUAUGACCGCUAAUACAUUAGCAGAGAGCUCAGAAGAAUGUUAUGCAAAUGGUAUGGACUCUUUUAUUUCUAAACCUGUAACGUUGCAAAAACUUAAAGAGUGUCUACAACAGUAUCUCCAGUGAGAUUUUCAAAGUUUGUAUAUAAAAAUGUGAUAUAGGAAAAAGUUUUGGAGAGCUAUACAAAAGUAGCUUUGCUCUCUUAGGGAUUGUACAGUUAUCAAUAAAAAAAGAGUUUGUCUUUCUUUAUUUAUUUGUGGGAAGUUCAUGGGGAGACAAAACAAAACACUCUUUGUGCCUUAGUGUUGAUGGCAAGACAAAACAUACUUCAAAACGUGACUUAUCUUGAUUUCUGUUGGCUGUAACGUUGUAUACCAUGAACAUCGACAAUCCCUGGAGGGAACACUGGAUCAGUAGCCGCUCUAACCGCAACUUUGGCAACUGAUUCAACGUUCACCGGAGGUGUGAACAAAGGUCCGACUAAU